GCACGAGGCCAGGAGGACACAGUCGGUGUCACCGGUGACGUCUCACCUGUCGGUCUGUCUAGCAGCUCCUCACACCUCCACCGGGCAGCAGAGCAGGAGGAGUGUGCGUGAUGUUUAACGUCGUGAACCAGGUUCGGAAGUACGUCCCCACGCGCUCCUCGGUCACGGAGGACAUCCCCGUGCGGACGGUGCAGGUGAACAAAUCCCUCGGGACGCUGCGCGAGGCACCGGAGGCUACCUGGCCGCCCCCGGGCGCUAAAAUACGGAUCUCCAAGGCCAACAAGGGCGCGGCGGUGCGAGCCGUCCGGCGGCACCCCCCGUCACCCCAGCCGGCCAGCCUGGAGAGCCUGGAGGCGGCUUGGAGCGAGAGGGCGACCCCGGAGGUGAAGCCACCGGAGAGGAGCCCCGAGGUGAGGAACGGAGAGCCAGCCGGGAUGGAAGGUGGAGGAGGGCCUCCCCGGGUCAAGAAGAAGGGGUUCAGACCCCCGGAUGUGAGGACCAUCUUCUCCCCCGGAGAGAGGGACCCCAGGGUGGAAGAGGAGUCCGGGAAGGGACACAUCUUCGAGUCCGGAGGAGAGGACACCUGGUGUGAUGUGUGCUGCCGCUACAUCUUCCAGCAAGGGCUCACAUGUGCAGGGUGUAAGUACGAGUGUCACGCUGCCUGUCGGGACCGAGUGUCACUGGACUGUCAUCCUGCAGCUUCUCCCUUCAGCCAGGACCAGCUCAACAACAACAACACACUGCUACAAGAUGUGGGGAAGGAGCGAGAGCUGCGGACGGAGUUCAACAGGGAGGAAUUCAGACAGAAGAUCGAGCAGUACAACUCUCUGACCAAAGACCACCUCAAGAUGACACUCAAUCCCACUGGUGUGUAUACUGGUUUCAUCCAAGUGCAGAUGGACCUGAGGAGGCCGGUGACGGUGCGGGGGGGCCAGAGAGGAGCCGCGGGGGCGCUGGUGGGUGAGGCCUUCUAUCUGCCCCGCGGAGUCACCAACACCCUCCACAUCAGCUCCAAUAACACCGUCAGACAGGUGAUCGUCGCCCUGCUGAGCAAGUUCACAGUCCAAGACAACCCAGCCAAAUACGCCUUAUACAAACGCUACCGCAGGGAGGAGCAGGUGUACGUGUGUAAGCUGGCGGAUGGCGAGCAGCCGUUGUUUCUGCGUCUGGUGGCGGGACCCGACUCCGACACGCUCAGCUUCGUUCUGAGGGAACAGACCGGAGAAGUCAUGUGGGAUGCGUUCUCCAUCCCCGAGCUGCGUAACUUCCUGCGGAUCCUCGACAAGGAGGAGAAGGAGCAGAGGGAGGCGGUGCUUCGUCGCUAUGAUUCUUACCGGCGGAGGCUGCAGGAGGCGAUGAGAGAGCUCCGGGGACCCUCUUAGAGCAUUCACCCCCAAAAACAGGACUACUCCCCCUACUGGCUCGGAGGAGGGGACUUUUUUUUUACAUCCUCAGAGGAGCUGUGUCUACAUUUUGACGAGGAGAGGGAUGUGAGAGCAAAGGAUUCUGCGCCAGGACGAAAGAUGAUCCAAACAUUUAAAGGAAAUAAACUGAGAAAGGAUAAACGGACAAUAUUGGGAUGCUGGGGUUUGAUUCAGCCUGGAUGAAAGACUGCUGCCUGCCCACACCAAAGAGUCACUGAAACGUGCCAUAUGCUCUCCUCCUCUGUCCUGCUGUCACAUCAUGUCUCUUGAGUUCCCCCUUUGUAUCCCUUUAAACUUGUGAAAGACUCAAGGCCAUAUGUUGAGUUAGAGUUUUAUUUAAUUUUUUUGUUUUUAAUGGUUUGUACAUAUUUUUCUUUUUUAAUUUAUAUGGGUGAAGCUUUUUAUUGUUUUGUGUUUCUGGAAACAAAAAGUCUUAUUUAGUUGAGUUGUUUUGUUCCGAGGCGGAGCAGCAGUCUGCUCGUUGACACAGACGGAGAUAGUGGGAGAUAUUGAGCGGACAUACACAUGACAGGACGAGCAGAUCAUUAGGAGCCUUUAAGCAAAGAACAUGGAUUCUCUUUGACUUUUGCUUGAAUGAUCCUGAAAGUUGAGAAAUAUUUCUGAAGGGAAAAAGUAUGUAUGGAGUCUUGAGUGUGCCAAAGAAAGUUGUUUUUUUAUAUUACAAUUAUUUUACUUCAUGUUCAUAGCUGUUAAUAGAAUGUGAAAACGGCACCAAAAGAAAACACAACAGAUGAGGGACACAUACUCAAUAUUAAAGUCAAAUUAAAUACAAAUAAAAUGGCAUUUCAACUUACUAUUUAAUCAUCUUAAAAAAAAGUUUGGCAAUUAAAUUGUCGAUUAAGAAAAUUAAACUUUUUAGAUUCAAAGAUAUUUUCUGUAUUAUUAUUUUCAGGGUGCAUAUGUGCCAGCCCUAAUUACAGAUCUUCAAAGCAAAUAAGCAGCUACAUAUCCCGUAACUCUUAUUUCCAUCAUUUUGCUGCUUUUAUCACCUUUUAAAUAUCACAUACAUUUAUUUUAAAUGCAUAAAUAUAAAGCAUUUUUAAAGAAUCAAUGAAUGAUUGUUAUCUUUGAUUAUUAUUUGUAUUCGACUUAUUGGCACACUUCAGACUCCAUAGGGAGUUGUUGGUGUACAGAGGAAUAAAAGGUGCAUUUGAGCUUUAAUGGAACUGAAAACACAAACUCUACUGGCAGAUAAUGAAAGAGGAAAGGUGUUGUCUACUGAAUGAAGAAAGAAACGUGGUUUUGGUUGGAAAGAUAGUUAUUUUAUGGCGAGUGAGGGUGAUUUUGUUGGAUUUAAAGCCGAAGAUGCCAAUGUAGUUUGGAUAGACUUGACCUCCGACCUUUGACCCUGCAUGGUCACAGCAGGAGGAAUGACGGUUUCUGGAAGUUGACUGAGAAGUUUAGGAAAGUAGAAUAGAAGGAAUAGGACGGUAGUGAGCGGUGUGACCUCGAGGACAAUGGCGGGCUUGUCCUGUUGUUGUGCAUUAAUGAAAGCUGCUGCUGCUGCUGGGAGAAAUAAGGGAGGUCUGUGAGAACAGCUGAUACUGAUAUGAGUCGUGUUGUCGCUGUGUGUUUGUGCUCUUAUCUCCAGUCAAAACCUGCAGCCUUGACCUCCUUUACAGCCCGAGGUUCAGCUGGUGGAUACAAGGAAAAGAAAGACAUGCAAAGUGUGAAAGAAGGUGAACAGCUGGAGGCGUUUUUGUACAGUGAAGCUUCGUGACAUGUGUUGCCAGUAGCUGCCUUAAAUAUAUAUGCAAUGUUAUCUUUAGUAUAUGGAAUUUAUGGCUUAGAGACCAAAGAGUUUGUCAAUGUAGUUUUGUUAAAAGAUCUGUUGUUUUUGUCGCAGCAGUUAUUCAGAUAUUUGAUCAAAAAAACAUACAUUUAAUAUUAAACAAAGACAAUCAUUUGAACUAGAAAUGGGGUUAUUAAUAUCUAUCACAAGUCAUUAACAAAGGUUGAGUUGAGCUGAUUGAAGUGCAACACCGCCACCUAGUGGGCAAAGCCUGUAACUAUUCUCUCAUUUCUGUGUCAAACUAUCUCAUAGAUUUAUUUUUUUGUUAUAACCAAAGAUAUUUUUGUGGUGUUGCCUGGAGCAAAACAUAUAUCAGAGGCCUGUUCCCACUGAAGGGAACACAUAUAAAGUUUAGAGUUUUAUUUAAAGGGGUUUUAACCCUGGUUUAUUUUAUUAUCGAACACUGGGUUAAUGAUAUGGAAGCAAAGGGAAAAGGUCAGGAGGAUUUGAAUCUUACAAGCAGCUGAACGCCUAAUUGGGACAUUUCAAGGGCCAUUCUUCCAAUUGAAUACAUCAUUUACUCGGAAAUACUCGCAAAUAAAAUGUUAUUAUUUGAGACGUGGCAUUUUGGGAAAUGUAUGAUCAAGCUUUUUAAAACGUCUCUUUAAGAAGUACCAAAAACACCCCAAAACUAAAAGUUAUAUUUGAAUACAACAGAAUCUAGAUUAAUGAACUAUUUGAAAAUAUUUUGGACGUUUUCCCAUUAUUUAAUUCAAAGUGGUGCAACUGUAAAAGCUUUCAUAUUUACAUUUUUUUAUCCAGAUGUUCAACAUGUUUUUGGGGUAAAACUCUUUACUCCAUUUGCUUUGCCAAUUUAAAUGAAGUCAUAAAGUCAAGUCACUGAAAUGGUGAAAUGAUUAUUUUGCUCAUCUUGACCUUAAUUCUGGAUAUUAAAAGAAAUCACACAUUUGGUAUUUAGCUGCUUAUAAACCGUUCAAACAAUGUUGGCCUUGUGUUGCUUCCCUAUAAUAUCAUUGAAAAGAUACACAAGUCUGCAUGGAAACAGUUAAUGAAUCUUAAAGCCAUGUUGUUGUUUGUGUAUCUGAUAAACAACUUGUUCUGUCAGAUGACAUCAUACCAGACUAAUCGUAUCAGUUCAUUCAGUUUUUGGGGCACUUUAACUUCAGGGAAGACGGGUUUUUUUUUUUUUUCAUUUUUCUUCUUUUUCUUUAAACUUCCGCCAUCAAACUGUACUUUAUCUUAACAUCUUAUACACUAUAAUCUUAUUUUGAAAGAUUUUGUUAAGCUCCACACAUAAUUAAAUGUUUUUUUUUAAACAAAUGGAAGUACAGUGUGACAGAAGUUGUUGUUUUUUUUAAGCUAAUUUGUUUUUCAUCUUUGGUAUAUUUUGAGUUUAGCUGUUAGACUGUGAAUGGUUUUGUUGAAUGUCGCAUGUUGUUCUUGGUUUUGUCUUUUUGUGACACACAUGCUCUCUGUUCACUACGGGGCUUAAUAAUAUUAAAGCAUGCGUUAUCGUAGAGAAAACUGGGGGGAACACUUUUGGAGUGAACAUCUGAUGUUUUUUUAAAAUGUUGUCAGAUCUGCUGGUAUAAGUGAGGCUUGAUGAUUCAUUAACCUUUGAUGCAAAGCUUUGGGCCAGUAGUGUUCAUAAAUGAAUACUUUUAUAUAUGACAUCUGGUAUUUAGAAAGACAUUUAAGACAUGCAAACUAUUGGCUUCACCUAACAUUGUUUACCUUUUUAGAAGAAGCCGUUUGAGAAAUUCCAAACAUGUUAGAUUUGAUCUAGAUUGUGUCACUUUACGAUGUUACAUCAUAUAAUGCUGAUUGUUUGCCCGAUCAAUCAUUUGAGCAACGUCUAAUUGCUGAUGUAGGCCUCGAGGAAAAACAGAUGUUAAGUAUUUUGUUUCCCUACAGUUUCUUUACAGUUUAAACAAUAAGUCAAUAUGAAUUAAUUAUUUUAUCAACAGACAAAUAUUCUGCAACUAUUUUGAUCAUUUCUUUCAAGCAAAGAAAGCCAAAAAUGAUCCAGCCUCUUAAAAGUGUCUUUGUUUUACAUGUUGAUGAGAAACAAAGCAAUCCAAAAUACUAACAAUGAACAUAAAUUAGACAUAUCAGCCUUAUGUGGUGUACAAUUAGAUUUACACUUGAUACUUAAAUAUGUAUUUACUUUCUUGUGAUUUGAGACAUUGAAAUCUAAGCUGCUACUAAAUAUAAUUCUUGAUUUUGGAAAUAGAACCCCCCCCCCCCCCCACCAUGUGCAGCUUUUCUGUAGCUUUUGAGCAUUUGACAUGAUCCUCAUUCGCAGAUUGAAUGCAAGAAAAUCACUUUUCCGCAUAUUCAAGAACUUUCCAUUCAAAGCUGUGGUUUAGGGAUUUAUCUGAACAACCAAAUAGUUGUUGGAAAGUAGAGAAACCACUACAUGUACCAUACAUCAGUCUUUUUUAAGCAGCUCUUAAAUGACAUAACUAAUCUAUUAUCUAAGAUUUCCGGUCUUUAAGGCUUUUAUCUUCUGUUGUGUGCGAUCUGUGUUUAGCGUGAGCAUCCAGACACUGUACAUGUAAAUGCCAAAGAUCUGCAUGUAACUCUGUUGAUAUUCAUCUUCUCCAAUGAUGCCAUUUUGUCGACUAUUUAGAGAUCAGAUUGAUCUCGAAUCAUGAGUUCUUCAUUAGCAUCUGAGCUCAGAAAGUGAUUUCUGUUUGUUUUAAUUAAAAAUGUUCAGGUUUUAAUUUCAGCCCUGAGCUGCAAAAUCCAAAAUGAUUCUUGUGUUUGGAAUCGAAUAGAGGAUGAAAAGAAGAUGGUUUGUAAUGAACCUCUUAUUCAUCAAUCUGUCUAUUCAAGAUUAGCGUCAAAAGAAGCAAUAUUUCUAGUUAAAUGUAGGCUUUUGAGAGCUCAGAAUACAGCAGUGCCUUGCUAAAGUCAGACCGAAAUAGAAUCCUGCAGCAGGGCUUCCUCAUGUCGCUUUUUCUGCAGGAGAACUCUUCAGAUGUAUUUUUGUCGUCAUCUUGCGGUCUCUCUUUGAAUCGAUACCAAAUGUUGCCUUUCCUUCACACAGGGCAGGCUGCAUCCAAUAAAGUUGAAAUUAAAACAAAAACAA
Molecule: messenger RNA, 6292 nt
Organism: Trematomus bernacchii (emerald rockcod)
Lineage: Eukaryota; Metazoa; Chordata; Actinopteri; Perciformes; Nototheniidae
Gene: rassf3
Product: Ras association domain family member 3
Exons: 7
Coding region: 111-1382 (423 amino acids)
Biological process (GO): signal transduction
Cellular component (GO): cytoplasm
Source: RefSeq, a predicted model, not a curated record